This is a messenger RNA of Anolis sagrei ordinatus, 6815 nucleotides long. It is a transcript of the gene GOLIM4, whose product is annotated as golgi integral membrane protein 4. The record is from RefSeq and is a predicted model, not a curated record. Gene Ontology annotation, cellular component: Golgi membrane; Golgi apparatus. Lineage: Eukaryota; Metazoa; Chordata; Lepidosauria; Squamata; Anolidae.
UGGGGAGGGAGGGGGGAGGAGGCGGGAAUCCCGCAGUUGAGCCGCGGAGGUGACACGUAAGUGCGGGGCUGGAAGGCGGCCAGGGCGACCCAGGAGGAGGAGGAGGAGGAGGAAGAAGAGGUGCCCCCCCCCCAAGGGGAAAAGUUGCCCUUGAGAGAGAGAGAGAAAGGAACUUUUAGCCUGAGGGGGGAGGCAGAAGGAGGGGGGAAGCCCCGGUUGGAGAAGGGGUCUCGGGGAGGCAGGCAGGAGCCCGCCUGCAACAGGAGAGAGACAAGAAGGGGGCAAGUCAGGUGGGCCAGCUGGCCAGGAACAAAAGAGACCUUGGGGGCCAUAACCUUGGGAUUUGCCCUUAGGAAGCCCCUCCUCAUAAACACAAAAGUAUUUUGCUAAAGAGGAGAGAUCCAAUCUGGGAUGUCUUCUCUCUCCUAAGCAUCCUAAGUGGAUAGAGUUCCAUCCAAAGGGCAAGAAGCAUUGAGAAGAGCUCAGCUUCAGCCUCCUUUGGCCUUACUCUUCUUCACUGGCCACUUUGCCCUGUCUGCAGGAUGGCCUGAGAUGCCUGGCAAGGCUUGAGGCCAAAGGGGUUAUAGUUAGGGCCAGAGUCUAUGGCCCAAGCUUGUUUCUUCUGGUGGCCUCACUCCUGGUGCCCUUACCCCCAUGAGGAGGGUUGCCUAAACGUUGAAGUCUAGAGGCGGACAAGCUCCCAGAUUCCCCCAAGGGAAGGACUAUGGGCAACGGGAUGUGUUCCCGAAAGCAGAAGCGCAUCCUGCAGUCCCUCUUGCUCCUCACCGUGGUCUUCGGCUUCAUCUACGGGGCCAUGCUCUACUACGAGCUGCAGAACCAGCUCAAGAAGGCAGAGGCCGUUUCCAUCAAGUACCAGCAGCACCAAGAGGCCCUUUCGGCACAACUCCAAGUUGUGUAUGAACACCGGUCAAGACUGGAAAAAUCUUUACAGAAAGAGAGACUUGAACAUAAGAAAGCAAAAGAAGACUUUCUUGUUUAUAAACUUGAAGCACAAGAAACACUAAAUAAAGGAAGGCAAGAUUCCAAUAGCAGGUACAGUGCAUUGAAUGUACAACACCAGAUGCUGAAGAGUCAACAUGAAGAAUUAAGGAAACAGCAUUCGGACCUGGAAGAUGAUCAUAGGAGACAAGGAGAAGAUUUUAACCGUGUGAUCAAUGAUCAUAAACAGAGAUACGCAGAGCUACAGCAAGAGAAAGAGCAGGAGCUGUCAAAGAUAAAGGAAUCCAUAUAUAAUCUGCGAGAAGAGAACAGGCAGUUGAGGAAAGCCCACCAAGAUAUUCAUACUCAGCUACAAGAUGUGAAGCUGCAGCAUAAGAAUUUGCUCUCCCAACAUGACCAGCUUGUAGUGACAUUGGAAGAACACAAGAGUGCACUAGACGCUGCACAGUCCCAGGUGGAGGAAUACAGGCAGCUGAAGGACACCCUGAAAAAGAUGCCCAGUUUCCAGAAGCCUGAAAGUUUUAACCAGCCACAUGCUCAGCUAGAGACACCAACACCUUUUCCACUAAGUGAUUCCAAAGCACAUGGUGCAAAUGCUGAUGAAAAGCAGGUUGUGCUGAAUGGUGAACAGCCACUAGGAGGAGGAGAAACCAACAGAGGAGUUCAUUCAGAAGGAAGAGAAGAGAGAGUUGGACUGUUCCAUCCUGGCAGAAAAGAGUUUGAAGGUCAUGUAUUGAGGGAGUUAAAUAUACAGGAGAAGCAGGAAGCUGGAGAGGAUGAAGAACAACAUGUGGAGCAAGUUGGAGAGGAACACAAAAAGGAACUUGAGGAAGAGGAAAUGGAGCAAGCAGGGCAACCAGAGCACCUAACAGAGGAUCUAGACCAAGUCCCUGGGGAACAUGACUGGAAGGAGAAAGAUCGGACUGAAGAAGAGACCAAGAUUAUGCAGGAACACAAUCAUUCAGAGGAACCCCCAACUGCAAAGACUGUAACUAUACAUAGGUACAAAUCACCCUAUGAAGAGCAGUUGGAGCAACAGAAGUUGGCUGCUCAGAGAGCAGAAGAAGCCAACCGCCUCCGGGAACGACAAGAGUCUCUGCAUCAAGGGAAGCUUCAGGAACAGUUGCUAAGGCAGCAGCAGCUUCAAGAAAGAGAGUUGACUCUACGGAAGCAGGCAGAGCAGGACGAAGAAAACUUCAAGCACCAACUGAGCCAACAAUCCCAUUAUGACAACCUAGAUCAGGAUAUUGUGCAAGGAGAAGAGCAAGGUGCCCAGGAAGAAGAGGAAGAAAACUAUGAGCGACAGAACCAGCAUUUGGAUGAAGCAGAGGAAGACCAAAAUAAUGCAAAUGAACACCAUGAUCGGGAACUGGACCACCAAGCUAUGAGUGAGCAGAAUGAUGAUCCGAAGACAGCUGGCGAUGAUGUCAACCCGGCCGACGAUCCCAAUAAUCAGGGUGAAGAUGAAUUUGAAGAAGCAGAGCAAGAGAGAGAAGAGAAUCUACCUGAUGAGAAUAAGCAGCUAAAAUCAAAUAACCAGAAGCAACAAAACCCUGAAAUGGAUGAGCAUUUAGUGAUGGUGGGUAAUCCUGAUCAGCAAGAAGACAACAUUGACGAACAGUACCAAGAAGAGGGAGAAGAAGAGGCCCAGGGAGAUUUGACAGAAGAGAAGAAAAGGGAGUUGGAACACAAUGGUGAAGAACCGUAUGGUGAAAAUGAUGAAAAUGCUGAAGAGAAAAUGAGUGAAGGUGCUGAUCACGAAAUUCCAGAAGAAUCCCAUCGGAAAGAAGGUCAUGAUGAAAACUAUGAAGAGCAGGAUGAGGAAGAGGAAGACGAGGAAGGUGAUACUGCAGCCGCAAAAGCCCAUAGACGAGGAGAAAUGUAAAUUUCAAGCUACUCUGCUCCUUCUUGGAAAUAGACUGUGCAGAUCCUAGAGAAGGACAGAAUGAACCUUUUAAAAACCAAUACAUAUGUAUUAUUAUUUUUGUUGGAUUUUUGUGCGUUUAUAUGAAUACAAUAUUUUAGAUUAGUUUUCUUUUUAUAUAAAUGCAAGAGACAGUGUUUCUUCACCCUUAUUUCCUCCUCCCACCACCACUACCUUAAUUUUUAUAUUGAUGUCUUUUUUAAAAAAAAGUUUGAGUUUCAACUUUGACAUUGUCCCAAUAGUGGCCAGUCUUUUACCCUAAAAUGCCAUUGUUUGCAAAACAGCAACAAAAGAAGUGCCUGUGCAUGAUAUUUUGGGAAAGGGCUGUGAGAUGCCUUGCACCAACAUCUCAAUUUUGUGGGUCUUCCCACUGUGGUGCCUUGCCACACAUUCAUUUUCAUUGCAGUGAAUUUGUCCUGAGUUUUGUCUGAAGCGAUCAGGUAAAAACUUAGUUGUUCCCGAGUUACUAUGCCAGAAACAGCAGCAUUUUAGGCAUCAUAUCAUAACAUUCAAGUGCACUGUAACGCAGCAUUAUUAUUAUUUUUUGCAUUCCUCCUGAGGAGACAUUGAAUAUUUUGGAUUAUUCAAAACACAGCUGGGAAAAUAAUGUGUUAAACAUUAGUUUGUUGUCCCUAAUUCUUUAAAAAGUUAGAGAAGUAUUUCUUAAAUUCAUAAUUUUAAUUGCUAAACUCCAGUGACAUUAUUUUUGAGCAACAAUCUUUUUACCAUUUGUCACCAGCCAUUUUUAAUCAUUGUAAAUGAUUUUCUCAUUAAGAUUUUCAUGUCAAUGAAUUCAAUAUAUUUAGCAAUACCAAUGUAUUAGUGCUAAGUCUAAUCUUUCCAAGCUCUAGAUCCAAUCAAUUCCAUCUAUGCAGCUGCAGUACUGAACAAACAUAUACUUGUACACACACAUCACAGUGGUGUGUGAUUAUAUGAUAAGGCACAGUAGUUUGUUUAAGGGAGUGUUCAGAUUGAAAGAUUAUUUUAUGCCAUUUCAGACAGUUAUACAUUUCUAGACAGGUUUUCUGGUGUAAGACCAACAAUUAGUUGUCUUUAGUGCUUUUUCUUAAGAGCACAGAGAUAACAUAUUAGCAACAUACGUUGACUUAAUAAUUCUUACAGCAACGUUUUCAUGUGGAGCAGUGUUAUUUUCCUUAUAUUUCAACACUGAGAAAUUACUCUUUGAUGUAUUUCCUUUGCUAGGAGUUAUCCUCUUUGUUUAGUCUGCACUGUUACUCAGUGCAGUUCAUCCCAAUUCAACAAACUUUGCAGGGUCUCAUAAUUCCCAGGCAAACAAUAGACUCAAAUUCUGGUAUAUUGUGCAGAAUGAGCAAUGAAACAACAAACAACAAAGAGCAUGGAUUUGGAUAGUCUGGACACAACAAGACUGCAGCCUUUUAUCUCAGUAUCCAUUACAGCCCCAAAAACGACUUCUGCCACAUAUUCAGUUGUGAAGCAAACACGCAGUGCAUAUUUUGACUUGGAGGGGUGGAAUUCAAAGUUGGAAAUCUAUGACAAAGGAAUUUCAAGAUGUCCAGGAUCAUGUUAUUUAAAUGUUAUAUUGUAAUUAGGUCAGUGAGUUACAACAUGUUUACUAUGAAUUACAUGGAGGCCAGUGCAAACUUGAAUACUUCCCCAGUCUGAAACCAGGCCUAAGGAGUCAAAAGAAGGCUUGUGUGCUCCACCCAGUAUCCCUCAACCAUCUAAUUCUUUCACGGGAAGAAUUUUAUAACCAAUCUUCUUGAGAGGAUUUCGAACUAGGGCUUGAAAUUGAUUUUGUAGCCCAGGUAAGCUAGGAAAAAUUAUUUUAAUGGAGUUACCAUUUCUUUUUACUACGAUUUCCAGCAUAUACUAGCCAGUAUGACUAAAUCUUGCUGACUUUGGGAUUCUGAGUGUUGUGGCCCUCAUAGUAACUGUUUCCCAAAUUCUGGUGGUGAGAAUUAAAUUGUUCUUUCACAAAGUUGGAUGUACCACAGCCCUUAUUCAAAACAAAAUUCAUUUGUGAGUCUACUAAUUAUUACAUUUUUUAGAAGGAGACGGAUCAGUUUGGUGAUUUUUCACAAUCUUGUCUGGUUUCAUCCUGAGGUGAGAGGACUCUAGGUAUUUUAGUGGUUUUUCUAGUAAAUUAGACCUGGAUGCUGAUGUCAUGCAGCAUAUCUCUCCCUGGUGCCAUUAUUUUGCAGCUCUUCUCCAAUUCUGUUCUCAGAUUGUUAGCUAGGCAAAUGCUUAUUAGUUGCAUGGAUGAUGUGGCUUGUGACCCCUCAGUAUCGAAGGACAUGCUGCAGUUCAUGAAAGAUGCUCAAAUUUUGCAACCAUGGCAGGGUAUUUAAGGUUGCUAUUAAGUGUAUUCAUUAGACAAGCUAUCUUGUGUGUGCUCAUGCAGGUAAUUUGUAACACAAUGGCUGGAAUCCAUUCUAGUAUGGCAGGGGUUUGGAUUUGUCACCCCUUGAGAUCUCUUCCAACACUAUUAUUCUAGUUAUCAGUGCAUAACAUUGUCACUGGUUCAUAUUCCCUGUCCUUAUGUAUUCACUUCUUUAGGGAAAAUAUAGGUUUUGUGAAAGCCUCCUCCCCUCCCGCAGUCCAUGUACUGGUCAGCAGCUGCUGCCGUUCAUCUAUCAAUUGGGAAGCAUCUGACUGACUUUCUCCUUCCUGUGAGCAAUCUCUGGCAUGAAAGGGAAUUGCAAUAAGGUCUCUUUUCCUGCCUCCCAUAAGCAGAGAUUGUUUAUGGAAGGAAUUGGAAGUGUCAGUUGCUUUCCAGUUAGCAGGAGAAUAGACCCUUCCUUGUAACAGCAGUUGCUGCCCAAUAACUGGUGAUUGCAGGGGACCAGGAAAAUCUGUAUGUAGCUAUAUAACUAUAGUUGCUGUGUAGCUGAUAUAGAAUUCUAGCAAAUUUAUGGUGCCUUUGACCUUGACAUGUUGCUCAUAGUUUCGCCUGGCCUGCAUUCAAAGAUCCACCAAUACAGGUCAAACAAUUGACAGUUUAAAUUCUUUAUAGACACUCAAUAGAAUGCCCAGUGAGCCCGCCACAAGAGCUUCCAGAACUUCUCUUGGGAACAUAACAUACUCUUCCAAAAAUGGGAAAUCAGUUUGUUAUAUUUAUAUAAAUGUCACUCGGUUUUUAUCUUCACAACCCUGUGAAAUCAAUUGAGUGACUGGCUCCAACUUAGCCUCUCUUGUAUCCAGUGUCCUUGCACUAGCACAAGACAUGGGUUAUAUUUUUUCAAUAUCAGUGUCUAUUGUGCAGAAAGCUGUUGUUCCAUGCAUUGUGCAAGAAUUUGUGUAGUUGUUUGUACCAUCACUUGCACAAUUAUUUUGUACGAUCCUUUGUGCAAAGGGCUCAUGCAGCAGAAAUCUACUAGUAGGAAUUUUGACUCCAUUGGUAUUGAAUUAGAUGUAAUGGGUUUGUGGGUUUCUUCAGCUCAGGUCCACUGCAGUCUAACCAGUGCAAAUACCCUUUCCUAUGUGUUGUACUAAAGAGUUGUAAUCAAUGAAAGAAAGUUUGCAACACAUAUUUUCAUUUUCAGAAGCAGUGUACGAUUUGUAAUGUAUGGGUUAUGUUACUUCAGCCUUUUUACACAAGUGUAAUAUAGUUCAUUUUGUACUAACCUGAUAAUUUGCUUUUAUAAAUGUUUUCAAUUAUUCUUUAUAUGGAUUUUUAAAGUAAGCAACUUCUAACACUUCUCUGGACUGUAUGUGUGAAGUGCAAAUUUGAAAUUUUCUGAUUGCCACAAAAAUGAUUUAUCUUAAAUGUAGGGUAAAAGGUAUCCCUGUUUACAUAUAUAGCUGUAAAGUGUAUAAUAUGUACAUAAUCUUUGGAAUACAAAUUUUUGAUACAUUUUGUGUGUAUUUUUAAUGCUGGGAGGCAGUAUUUAAUUAUUUUGAGGCAUAUUUGGAGGCCACAAAUAAACAAUAAAAUUUAAGGUAACAUUUA